UGGCUUGUCUAGGUACUCAACGGUAAGCAAAAGUCAAUGAUCUGACAUCCUUCUCUGUUUCCCUAUUAUCCAUAUGGGUCGCACGCCCUACGCUUUCCGUUUCCAUCGCUCUUGACAUUCUGUGCAUUUUUCCUCUCGAUUGUAUGCCCUUUCAACAUGUCGGCCUUGCCAAUCAUGCAAGAGGAAGCCGACCUUGGCGAAUUCUUCGACUUCCAGAACGCCGUCUCGGAUGGUGGUAGCAUGCAGACUAGUGCGGUUGCUGACCUGGAUCAUCUUUCUCAUACUGCCGAGAGCGGUCACUACAACGAGGCCACCGACCCUGCUCUUGGUCACAAGGAAGCAGAAGCUUCAGACUACAGCAACUUCUCAAAAUGGAUACCCAGGUUCAUUCAGCCUGACGAGCCUUGCACUUACUGUCGAGACCGCAAGCUCAACUGCUAUCUGAGUUAUGGCAAGGUUACUUGUACUGCCUGCGAUACGCUCUUCAGACCUUGCAGCUUCGUCAAGUCUCGUACCCAAGAUGCUUACCAAGUGCCUGAAGGGGAGUCGGCAAUGGGUCUUGUCGACACCUUGCAUCCAGUUAUUGAGGAUUGCUGUCAAGAACAGGGAGAACUUACCGGUGUCCGAUCUCUCAAAUCGAUGCCGGAUGCGUCGAAGAAGUCUAACAGCCGCUUCUCUAAAGCUGCCGUGAAGGUGCUAAGAAACUGGUUGGAUGAACAUCAGAGCAACCCCUACCCAACCGAGGACGAAAAAGAACAGCUGGGUCGCACCACUGGACUACGAGUUGCUCAAAUCAACACAUGGCUUGCCAAUGCUCGUCGUAGAGGCAAGGCUGGCAUCAAGAACAAGGCUACUAUGGACGGGUUGCCACAAUCAACCACAACCUCGAUACCGCCAACCGCCGCGAUUGGUAUCCCUGGCUCCACGGAAAUUGAGGUCAACAAGUGGAGUGAUAUGAACCCUCUUGAGCGAUGGAAGCACUCGCCACCAAGCAACGAACCUGCUCCCUUCAAUGCUAUUGCCGACGCUUUGGACAGACGAGAUCUGCCUGACUUCGCAGCGGAAGAAUCAAGCUCCCCGUCCACUUUGGGCUGGCAGGGCCUUGGUUCAAGUCGCGAUGACUCGAGAUCCUCAAACCGAAGAGCAGCAUCUGUAACAUCUCUAGAGAAAUCUACCUCUAACUCUGCUGCGUCGUCUGCAGCUUGGUCGGGCUCACGCGAGUCCUGGGGAUCAUACAGCUCGUUUGGAAGCAGUCUUAACGGCAGGAAGGAGCGAAGACGACGACGCAAGGUACCCGGCACUACUCUGAGGAAGCCAUCGAACGACAAGAACGCCAAAAAAGACAGGAUCUACCAGUGUACCUUCUGCACAGAUACGUUCACGACAAAGUACGACUGGCAACGCCACGAGAAGACCUUGCAUCUUUCUCUAGAGAAAUACAUAUGCUGCCCCUUGGGCCCUGAAACACUGGAUCCUGCGACAGGGAAGACCAUCUGCGCUUAUUGCUGUGAGUCUGAGCCGUCGAAAGAUCACAUUGAGUCACACAACCACCGCCAGUGUCUAGACAAAGGCUUCGAGGGACGGACAUUCUACCGUAAAGAUCAUCUGCGACAACAUCUCCGACUCGUGCAUGAAUCUAAGCUGCUGCCGCACAUGGAAGGCUGGAAGACGAAUCUCACCAAUGUCAACAGCAGAUGUGGCUUUUGCAACCAGCGCUUCAGUAUAUGGUCCGAGCGCAACGAUCAUCUGGCCGCGCACUUCAAGAGCGGUGCUAGGAUGAGUGAUUGGAAAGGUUGUCGGGGUCUCGAUCCGCCCAUCGCCGCACUUGUCAACAGCGCCAUGCCGCCAUACCUCAUCGGCAUGGAGACCGACUCAGUAAACCCCUUUACUGCAACAGACCCGACGAGAUGUAUGACCGUCCAGUCACAUCUGGAAAAUGGUGGCGCUCCGACCACAUGUUGGGAGAUCUUGACUGUACGCCUCGGAAAGUUUGCAAAGGAUCAAACGGAUAGGGGCGUCAUCCUCACCGACGAGAUGUUGCAGAGCGCAGCACGACGCAUCCUUUAUGAUUCAGAUGAUGCUUGGGACAACACGGCUGCUGACAACCCUGAGUGGCUGGAUCUAUUCAAAAGAGCUCAUGCGCUCGAUUAUAUCCCGACAGAGGUCUCGGGCAUAGGCAAGAACAUUCCGGAAGACCUCGAAAUCUACACGGAUCUUGGUAUGCGGAUCCCUUUCAGUGUUCAAUUGGCCCGUGGGAUGACGCCCGGCUAUCCACCAGCUGGCUUGCCAGAGAUCGGACAAGCAGAGGGGCAUCUGGACGGCUUAACAACGACGCUACCGCAAGAUCAGGCUUACCGUCCACGGCUACGCCCAGUUGUCCAUAACGACUCGACUUCCGGCAGAUCGUCCUUCUCGCACGCCUCGGCGCAAUACGACUUUAGUUCCGCCACACCAGCAACGUUCCAAAGUCAAGGUUCGACACCUCUACAGCUCGACACACCUCAAGAGAUGGGAACAGGCGACUGCUUGGAUGCAGACAUCGACGCUUUCUUAGCAGAAGCAGGCUACCAAGCCCCGCAUCAAGCCAAUGCGGGUGACCUGGCCCGACAACAAAACGCCAUGAUAUCCCAACAAUACGGCCUAGACAACUCAUUGACACCGGAGCGAGCACAACAGCAACUCGCUGAGUUGAACGCUGCGAUGGCUGUACUCACCGAACAAGCCGUACUUUGCGAAAUGCCAGUGGCCAACCAAUAUACGAAUAACAUGGACUACAACAAUCUCGGUAUGGAUGCAGAGUUCUCGGAUUUGAUGAACUCAACAUCAACAACAACACCAAGCUAUGACGGUCUCUCCGCCCCCGCAUGGGAGGAUAAAAAUCAAUAUUUCACGAGUGCAGGACAGGAGUCUGGGCUAUUGGCGACGGAUAUGACGAUGCAAGAUUUGGAUAUGAAUGAUAUACAGUUUGGAGAUAUGGAUUUUAGCAUGGGCUUCCAAUAGUUGGAGUGUAGAUUUUACGAAGUCAAAGGAAUACAAAUUUUUCGG
Molecule: messenger RNA, 3045 nt
Organism: Aureobasidium pullulans EXF-150
Lineage: Eukaryota; Fungi; Ascomycota; Dothideomycetes; Dothideales; Saccotheciaceae
Exons: 3
Coding region: 157-3000 (947 amino acids)
Biological process (GO): regulation of DNA-templated transcription
Molecular function (GO): DNA binding
Source: RefSeq, a predicted model, not a curated record